Molecule: messenger RNA, 1479 nt
Organism: Dichotomopilus funicola
Lineage: Eukaryota; Fungi; Ascomycota; Sordariomycetes; Sordariales; Chaetomiaceae
Exons: 1
Coding region: 1-1479 (492 amino acids)
Molecular function (GO): protein binding
Source: RefSeq, a predicted model, not a curated record
AUGGGUUCCAGCGGGUUCACCCCCAUCCAAAACCUCCCGCCCGAGCUCCUCCUGCACAUCUUCAGCUUCCUCGACAAACCCCCACCCUCCUCCACCCGACUCAACAACCAACCCAGCCGAACCAUGUUCAAGAACCGAGAGAUCUACCGCGACUACCCCCUCAAGCAAAUCUCCCUCGUCUGCCGGCACUGGCGCGAAGCCAUCACCCCCUCCCUAUUCCGCCACAUCCUCUGGACCGCCAACUCCUUCCUCGAACUGACCAUCGCCCCCUACAGCCAGCCCCCCAACAACCCCUUCCUCGUGCUCCCCCUCCUAAACUUCCUCCACACCAACCGCCUAUCCCGCUACGUCCAGACCUUAACCGUCAUUUUCCCGCCCGAACCAGCCCCCGGCAGACCGCAAUGCCGCAAACCGAACAAUGUCAUCCGCGUGCACCGGUGCAGGCGCCAUGCGGACGGCCGCAAGAUCCGGUGGCCGGAACGCUCGCGUGCCCAUGACAUUGACCAUAACUGGCUGUGGGAUUUCAUGUUCCGCAGGAUGGGGAUGAAUUUGACGCGGUUGACGUUUGUGGCGUCGGCGCAGACGCUGGGGUUGUUGUUGGGGGUGAGCGUGUAUGUCAAGGACGCGUAUUUGGUUGCGCCUGGGGAGGCUUUGCAUGUUUUUUCGUUGUCGCGGCCGAAACCGCUGCAGAAGGCUCCUACUGAUGUUGAUGGUGACGCUGAUAUGGAUGUUGAUGCUGACGCUGACGAUGAAAACGCUGACAACGCUAACAACAACGCCAUAGUCCCAGCAACAAUCAACUACCAAUGCGACCAAUGCGGCCACCAAGCCACGCACGCCCACACAACCCUCCUGCACAUCCAACCCUGGACCACCCUCCUCCUCAACGAAAACCGGCCCCUCGCCGCCGGCGUCGCCCAUCGCCAAGGCCGCUACCUCUACCCCUCCAUCAUGCCCGCCCUCAUCCUCGGCCUCUGCCCGGCCCCACCCCCGGAACCGCAAACUCUCAUCCCCGGGGGGCCGACCCUGGGCCCGGGGACAUGGCCCGCGACGCUGGACACGCUGCAUUACACGGUGCUGUACCCGCUGCUGGCCGUGUUCCAGGGGAUGUUGGCGCGGUUCCCGGCGAGGCCGUUCCGGAAUUUGGUGUUGCGGAUGGCGCCGACGGAGCACGUGAAUGUGCCGCGGUGGCAUGGGUGGUAUGAUGGGUGGUUUAUGAGGCAUAUUGAGGAGUUUAUGGUGCGGGUGGCGCAGGAGGGGGAUGCGGCGGCUGCUGCUGCUGCGGGGGCUCCGCCUGUUCUUGGGUUUGGUGGUGUGCCGGUGACGCCGGUGCAGUGGGACGUGAGAAGGGUGCGGUUGGAGGGGAUGACGAGGUUGUGGGGGUACGACGGUGUGCCGGCUAAUGCGAUGGGGUUUGGGCAGAGACCGCCGCUGCAGGGGUGGACGCCCUCGGGGGUGGGCGAGUACACGAGGACAUAG